AUGCGAGCUGUCCAGCCGGCAGAGCAGCGCGCGGCCCCAUUCUUGGCCCUGGCCCCAUUCCUGGCCCUGGCCCUGGCCGCGGCCCAAGCUCCACCAGCCCCAUAUAUUAGCCCACGCCAACCGCCCCAGCCCACACCGGGCCACGAUUCCAAAACCAUCCCGUCGUCUCUGCCGUCGCUGGAAACCCCCCAGAAAACCAGAAAUGCCCCUCUUUCCUCUCCCCGCCCGUUUUCUCCAGGGGCCUUGCCCCGCCCGGCCCGGUGCACGCGCGGCCCCUGGCCCUGGACAUCGGGCCUGGAAAUCGGCCCGGCAGAAGCGCGCGCCAGGCCUGCCGAGCGCAUGUCCAACGCUCACCCAGCCGGCCCUCUCCCAGCACCAAUGGCCAUUUUCCAGCACGAGCUCCGGCUCAAGCCGCCAGCAAAACACGACGUCUUGGACGGCCCCCGCGGCGGCGGCCCGCGGGCCGGCCCCCGCCCCCGCGGCAUCGACCUCCGCACCGUGUCGCCCCACCUGGGCCCAGCCCGGCCCACAGGGCCUGUCGCUGGGCCGCCAUUUUGCACUGGAACCCGGGCCGAAAACGCCCCGCCCGCCCAUGUCGCCCCGCCCGCCGGCCCCGGCACGCCGAGCCCCGUCAAACUGCCGCCCGCACGCGUCCGCGAGAGCCGGGCGACGCGCAAAUACGACGUCUCGCUCCCGACGUCCGCCGAGCUCGAGGGCUUGGACUUGGCCGCCAAGCUACGGCUCCUCGCGCUCAAGGAGAUGGCCGUGGUGGAGCUCCGGGACGCCCUCGCGGCCCUCCAGGGCCGGCUCCACGCGUCGGAGCGCGACCUCCAGAGCCUUCGGACCGUGGUGCAGCGGUCCCUCUAUCGCCAGCUCCAGAACGAGGCCCAGGCGGCGCAAACGCCUCGAAAUGCCUCGAAAUCACGGCCGGGCCACGGCCGUCCGAAAGCGGGCACGGCGCCCGGGAACCAGGUCUGCGCGCCGCCUGCUGGGGGCGAUUCCAGGCCGUCUUUUCGCGGUCCAGCCAGCGCCACGGCGCCUCAAAAGGGCCCCGCCACCCGGCCAGCACGGGCAUCCACGGGCAGCCGGCGCAACUCGCAGCCUGGGCCCCCGCGCCGGCCGCUGCAGGGAGCUCAGAACGGCGCCGCGGGCGACCGCCUGCUGAAGCUAUGGACCAACUUGGCCCGGCCCAUCUCCUUCAUCCAGAGCCUCGACCACAUGCUCCUGCUGGAGUUUGAGAGGUCCAUGGGCGACGGCACGGCCCCAGAACUGCAUGGGCCCAGCCACUCCCCGUGGCAUCUCGCGGAGCCACAGUCCUGGGCCACGUCCCACGACGAGAGUGCCGACGACAUGUUCCAGGCCGUGUCCACUUCCUUGUGGGCGUUUGUCAACGACAUGAAGACCAGCAUGGUGUCCACGCUCGCGGCCGACCCGGCGCAGGCCACCGAAUGCGGCAGCCCGAGACGCCUGUCCUGGACAGGCAGCCCGAGCCGGGCCUCGUUGGAACCCGCUGCGGCGGCCCUUUCCGGCCCGGUGCUCGGGGCGUCUUCGCAUGAGCACAGUGACCCCGAGUCGGGUGCCGACCUUCUAGAACUCAGCGACAGCGACGACGAGCAGGUGGACUUGUCGAUGUACUCGGCCAUGCGGAAGCAGGAGAAGCCCGAGGCCACGUAG
Molecule: messenger RNA, 1674 nt
Organism: Metschnikowia bicuspidata var. bicuspidata NRRL YB-4993
Lineage: Eukaryota; Fungi; Ascomycota; Pichiomycetes; Serinales; Metschnikowiaceae
Exons: 1
Coding region: 1-1674 (557 amino acids)
Source: RefSeq, a predicted model, not a curated record